Molecule: messenger RNA, 2037 nt
Organism: Salpingoeca rosetta
Lineage: Eukaryota; Choanoflagellata; Craspedida; Salpingoecidae
Exons: 1
Coding region: 28-1926 (632 amino acids)
Biological process (GO): DNA replication; DNA replication initiation
Cellular component (GO): nucleus; nuclear origin of replication recognition complex
Molecular function (GO): DNA replication origin binding; ATP hydrolysis activity
Source: RefSeq, a predicted model, not a curated record
GCAGAGUGCACGACACGACGACACACGAUGACAGCACGGCGGACCAGCAGGAGAAGGAAGCAGCGGAAGCCAGUGGACACUGGUGCUGCUGAUGAUGAUGCUGCUGUUGACGGUGCUGUUGACGAUGCUGCGAGUGGUGGUGGUGCGAAGAGUCGACAGGGGGCGCAGCAGCACCACAAGAAAGGAACCAGCAAAAGUGCAUCAGAUCCGAGCGGUGCUACAUUAGAGACUGCCAGCAACAGCAAGAGUGGCAGCAACAAGAAGAGGCGGGCAAAUGGCUCGGGGCAAUCCACACGGAAAGCAGCCAAGAACGCACAACAACGACCCAAGGGCCAAUCGACAACAACCACGAAGAGACACGCGAUCGACAGCGAUGAGGAGGAUGAUGAUGGUGACGUUGAUGGUGACAGCAGCAGCGGCGGCAGCGGCGGCGGCGGCGGCGGCGGCAAGAGCAACCACAAAAGCACCAGCAGCAGCAACCACAAAAGCACCAGCAGCAACACCAGCAACAGCAACGACAACAGCAACGACAACAGCAACGACAACAGCAAUAGCAGCAGCGGCUCUGCGGCAACCAAUGCUGGCGACCCAGUAGACCAGCAGGAACAAAAAGAUGGCAUUGAUCCAGAGGUGCUGGAUGCUGCGCGCGAGACCCUUCGACAUCAGCUCCUGAACCCACCCCUGCCCAACACAGCUCGCCACCGCGAAACAGAGCAGCUCCUCUUCGACACGCUGUACGCGGGCGUGGUGCGCGGCGAGAGCAACAGCGUGCUCCUGACGGGCCCGCGGGGCAGCGGCAAGACCACGUGCGUACAAAGCGUCCUGCAAAAGCUUCGACAAGACCCUGCCGCCAAGGAGCGCGGGUUCAUCCUGAUUGAGCUCAAUGGCCUUGUGCAUGGCGACGACGCCGCCGGACUGAAGCACAUGGCGUCCCAGCUCAGGGUCGCUGCCUCUGAGGACGUGGACGAGGACGAGGACAUUGCCAGCAGCGCCGCAGAGACUGCUCGUGCCCUCCGUCAGGCGCUGCAGCAGGGCUCCGGUGCAACCUCCCAGUGCAUCAUCGUCAUUGUGGAGGAGUUUGACGUGUAUGCCCACUUUGGCCAGCAGACGUUGCUGUACACGCUGCUCGACCACACGCAGCUGGCAGCGGUUCCCAUGGUGGUGGUUGGUGUCUCGUGUCGAGUGGACAUCUACAGCCUGCUCGAGAAGCGCGUGCUGUCCCGCUUCUCCCAGCGGUUCGUGCACCUGUUCAACGCGUGGGCGGACUUUCCCACCUACUUGCAGCAGUUUGUCGACAUGCUGCUUCUCCCCGACACGUUUGAGCCCGCGUCCUUCCGCCACGCCUGGAACGUGCACGUGCGUGCGCUGCAGCACAACCCGACGCUGGAACGCGAGUUGCGGGAAAUGCACGCCAUCAGCACAUCUGAUCUCCGCCCACUCCAGAAGAUGGCGUUUCAGGCCGUCACCAGGACAGCGCCGGCGCGCCCGUUCCUCCGAGCGGAGGACGUGUUUGAGGAGAAGAUGCGACAGACGCGCGACGCCAAAGUCACGCUGAUGCUCGACCUCUCUGCGCUGGAGCUGUGCCUGGUCAUCGCAAUGAACAACCUCCGCUACCGCGGCACCAUGUCCUUCAACUUUGAGGGCGUGUACGCCACGUACAAGGCGUUUGCUGCUGGCAUCAACAAGCACGGUGUUGAUUUCUACCGCAAGCCAGUUGCCCUCAAGGCUUUUGAGCACCUGUCUGCUCUCGAGCUCAUUCGCCCAGCCUCCACCACCGUCGCCAGCAAGGGUAGCCAGCACGCGGCCACGGACGUGUAUGCUGCUGUGCACUUGCUCGUGGACGAUUUGCAGGUGAUGCAGGUGGUUGACAAGUGCACCUCGCUUAGCACACGCGUCAAGAUGUGGGCAAAGGCACACGGCCUCUAGAUGUGUGCAUGCGCGCGCGCGGUGUGUGUGUGCGUGCGUGUGCGUGCGUGUGCGUGUGCGUGUGUGUGUGUGUGUGUGUGUGUGUGUGUGUGUGUGUGUGUGUGUGUGUGU